Molecule: messenger RNA, 198 nt
Organism: Brenthis ino (lesser marbled fritillary)
Lineage: Eukaryota; Metazoa; Arthropoda; Insecta; Lepidoptera; Nymphalidae
Source: the annotation of a GenBank genome assembly
AUGUUCGCUAAGUUGGUCAUACUUUUCGUUAUCUUGGCCCUUGCUGCGGCUCGGCCACAGCUGUACUCUAGCUAUGGGUACAACGGCUACCAGGCUGGUUAUCCAGGAUAUUCAAGUUACUCUGGUUACUCAAACCCUGCCGCUUAUUCCGGUUAUGGCGGCUACUCCGGCUAUCCCUACAACUAUUACGGCUAUUAC